AUGUUGUCCAAAUUCACGUUCGCUGCAGCGGCUUUCCUCUCUUUUUCCAACGCCUUCGCACUUGGCCCUCUCCCCAAGCGCGAUUCCUCUAGCUGCCAUGGCUAUGCAGAUGGAUCUACCUACACGACUGGAGGGAAGAAGUUCCUCCUCUCCACCGACGUCGUCAAAUCCACCAACAACCUCGGUGGCCCCAUCUGGGACCUAAGCUUCACGGAGUGUGUCGCAGCAUGCGCAGCAGACCCAGACUGCGUCGACCUGGCCUACACCGGUGGCAGCGUGUGCUACCUCAAGAAAGGCCUGGGCGUGCCUUUCGCUGAAGACGGGACCUGCGACGCUGUCCUCAUCCCCGAACCAAUCUCUUCCAGCACUGAUUUGCCCGCAUGCUCCCCUACCACGGCGAUCUCAACCGCAACCAUCACCGAAUCAGCCUCAACCUCCACAACCACGGCCACAUCCACGCUCACCGUCACCGCCUUGACUACCACCACCACCGCCUGCCCCACAACCACCGACCCCAUCAUCAAUGGCUCCUUCGAAAGCGGCAUGGCCCCGUGGAUGCCCCUCCCUGGCGGCACCGACGGCUACGUUGAACGCGCAUCGCCGGGGACCAACUACAAAGGCAGCGACCAGGCAUGGGUGAUCCGAGGACGCAUCGACGCGACAAACCCAAACCUAAACCAGACCUUCGUGCAGUCUUUGAUCCUGUGCCCUGGGACAACAUAUCGGCUGACCUUCACGGCGCGGCGCAAUCUCUACAGCGGGCAAUCUAGUCUCCAAGCGUUCCUGGGUGCUGGGCCUGAUGCAGCGGUAGUAGUUGCGACGAUACCAGUGAGUGGGUGGACGUCGGAUACGAUGGUAACGUAUACGGGGAGCGAUUUCGCGGUGCCGGCGGGCGCGCAGUAUUCGGCGGGGAUUGUGCGGUUUACGAUUGGCUUUGCGCAGGGGACGGGGUAUCAGAAGGAUACGUGGGUUGAUAAUGUGAAGCUUACGCCCGUUGUUGGAGCGACGCCGUCGGCUUCUUGA
Molecule: messenger RNA, 1023 nt
Organism: Mytilinidion resinicola
Lineage: Eukaryota; Fungi; Ascomycota; Dothideomycetes; Mytilinidiales; Mytilinidiaceae
Exons: 1
Coding region: 1-1023 (340 amino acids)
Source: RefSeq, a predicted model, not a curated record